UAUGUAAUAAGGUUUACUGUCAACAUCAUACAAGAAUUAAUUACUCACAUCUUAUGACUUUAAAAAGGUAAUAAUGGACCAGUCAGUAUAAAGAGAAUAUUCGAACGUCUACCAUCCGGAAACGAAUAGAAUCCGGAAUACAAGUACAUAUUUGAAUGAUAGGAAUGCAGUAAUAUUUUGGAUAUCUUACCAACCAGUAAUGGAUAACUAUAUUUUCGUGUCAGUUGUUUUAUUUUUUGUGUUUGUAGGUCAGCUAGAAGAAGUACAUAGUUUUGGAACAGCAUAUCCAGGUGAAUAUGUUAUGAAAGAAGAAGAACCACAACAACGACUUAGAGUAAAACGACAAUUAAUAGCGAAGCAUAUCGAAGCAAAGACUAUGAAAACAGACAGGAUAAGGGCAAACAGGAUAACAGCAGAUAACAUUGUUAGUGAUACUGUGAUAACAGGAAAUAUCGACGUGAGAUCAAAUAAAAACAAACUUGUUGAAAGAAGGUCGUUUGAAGAUACACAAGGUAAUCAAAUGACAAGAACACGAUCUAAAACUCCAAGGAGAUCACGUGAUAAAGCACCAGAGUUGAAUGGUAACAUUGGAAUAGAUCAAAAUCAAUUUGCAGACGGUAACUUUCAAUUGUCGUCAAAUGAUAAAAUGGAAUCAUUGCAACCCUUAACAUCAAGACGAGGCUCAAGGGAAAGGGAUCAGGCAACCUCUUCCACUAGAUAUAAGAAAGAAAGAAAAAGAAAAAGUAGAAGACGACUUCCCAAGACAAACACAGAGUCGUUAGAUCAAAAUGAAGGUACCAGCAGUAGCUUUCAAUUGUCGUCAAAUGAUAAAUUGACAUCAUUAACACUGCAACCCAUACGACCAGAACGAGAUUCAAGAAUAACGGAACAGUCAACCUUUUCCACUAGAUCUAGUAAUAAUAGAAAACAGAGAAGACGACCUCCUCAAACACAAACAGAGUCGUUUGGCAACGACGGAAUUGAUCAUGCAAACAGCAACUUUCAAGUGUCGUCAAGUAGAAACAGUGAAUCGAUGUUAUUUCCACCCCUUAGAACACAUCAAGAUUCAACGAUCAACGAAAAACUAAUCACUUCAACUUCGUCUACAACGGAAAGGAAAAGACGACUUCCUCAGACAUUCACAGAUGGUAAGAAUAACCCUGAACAAAACAGAUUUCAAGAAACAGACGUAACUGGACGCCCAUCAUCAUUUAUUCGCAAUUCUGGUCACCACAGUAGGAAAAAUUCUAGACGAAAAUCUCGACUAAAUAGGGUUCUAAGCGAGAAUUUGUCAGGUAACCCUUCUAGAAAUAAUGACAGACAACCAUCUUAUAGAACGAUUGAUGCUCUUCCAAGCGGUGAUAUUUUCGUAAAUCCUAAACGUUCAAAACAACCUCGAUAUAGACCAACUGAUCCUCCGUUAGACUUUGUUGAACAAGAUGAGUUUACAAAACAAAGUACGGACGGACUUUUGCAGGCCAAUAGCAUUUCUGCUGGGUCAAUCAACACUUUUCAUAUGACAGCUGAGAAGAUUAAUGCUGAUAGAAUAAAAAGUGAAAGUAUAGAUGCACAAUCUUUGACGGUACAACCAAAACAUUCUGUAAAUUUGGCACUAUAUGAACCUAAGCCUGGGAAGCAAACCAAUACUUUUAUCAAGCCAAAAAAUCCCACUUAUAAAAGAGUUAAUCCAAUUUCAAAUACAAGACCAGUAAAAUCAACAAUGCAGGCAUCACAGUUUCUUCGAAAAGGAUAUGAAAAAGGCAUAGGUAGUCAAAGGUUAAAUAUUGAUAGACACCAUACGGCACCAGAAAGUGUUCUUAGUCUAGAUAUGUUAGGACUAAAAAAUACAGGGCAAUUCGCACCAAAACUUAAGAUGUUCAUAGCACCGACAGUCAAAAAAGAAAAGAUUGCAAGCUGGAAUAGGAAGAAGAAUUUUAAUAGUAUUUCUGCAAAUUUACGUCCAAGUUAUCCUACAGAAUACGUAAAUGACAGUUAUCAAUCUUUUCACAAAUAUGCCAAUGCAUUUAACGAUGAGUUUAUGUUUUAAUACUUAUAAAAGUAGUUUGUGGUUUAUUUAGACCAAAUUGAAACUUCAUCAUAUCAAAUUCCUAAACAAAUUGAAAAGUGUUAUUUAAUGCACAUUUCCUGGUAUGUGUGAUCACAAUUUUUUUUAAUUAUAUAAAGCAUGGACACACGUCACUGUCUAUUUUAAAACGGGAUGUUUAAUUGAAUUUCAUUAAAGAUGGCGAUCACCUUAUGUUGA
Messenger RNA from Mytilus trossulus (common blue mussel), 2263 nucleotides. RefSeq lists its product as uncharacterized. The record is from RefSeq and is a predicted model, not a curated record. The coding region runs from base 200 to 2047 and encodes 615 amino acids. NCBI's taxonomy places the organism in Eukaryota, Metazoa, Mollusca, Bivalvia, Mytilida, Mytilidae. The transcript has 2 exons.